GAUUUGGGGGAGGGGUCGACUCGCCAGAAGUCGGCUAUCCCCGUCGGCAGGGAAGGCAUCGCGGCUGUCGUGUGCCGCUCUCCUCCCUCAGGGACCCCGUCCAGGCGGGAUCCCGCCUCCCAGAGCCCAAGGCAGUUGUGGGGAAACCCCUUGCCCUUCCUCGCCGCUUGGCGCUGCCGCCUCGCCCUCCCGACUCCAGCCCGCCGCCCACCAGCCUCCAGGCCAUGCAUCCUCUUCGCAGGCCCAGCCCUCUCCACGCCCGGCUCUGAGAGGAAACUACGGAGGUGGUUCCCGCUCGCAGGCGGGUGGAAAAGCCCAUGGUGAAUGCCUCGGGGUGUCCCCCCAAUUGCUGUGGGAAGUGGGAAGGGAGGAGGAAGUGGACUUCACCACCGGGGAGAACUACAUCGAUUCCUAACUUGGGGGAGGACUUUAGAUGGAAGGGAAGCCAAACGGGGAACCCUGGGCGGUUUCCUGGGAAUCCAUUGGCCAAGGGGAGGGUGACCCUGUCCGCACACAUCGGUUACUAUGACAAUAUAACCACAGCCUCCAGUUGCCAUGGCAGCUGCCUAUCCAAUCCGAUUGUCUUCUUUUCUCUUCCUCUCCGGGCCCCACCUUAUCCCCUCCAAGAGUCUCCCAGCGUGCAUGGGGAGGGGCUGCAGCGAAGAGGAGAGGGGGUCCUUCGAGUCACUCUCUACGCGCGAGGGAAGACAAGCGUUGAGGGACUGCUGGGAGGAACUGUAGGAGGAAGGGGCGGCGUUUCCGGUGGGGAAGAGUGGAGGCGUGCAAAAAGGAAGAGGGAAAUCGGCAGGAGUGAUAAGAAGGGGGAAGACUUUGAGUGUAACUCCCGUUCUUUUGGCCUGGGUGUUCCCGGUGGUGGGGUUGGGAUUGCCCCCUUGCGCGGGAGGAGAAGGGUGGAUUGGCAGGAAGCCUCCAAGCGCCACCAGCCGGUCUCUCAGAAGCCGCACAGGCGCCACACAGCUCGUUGAUCCCAAAAGGGAGCGCUACAGAGAGGCGGAAAUCACUGAGGGGACAGGCGCUGCUGAAAUCUCGCGAGAGGGACCCCCUCCCUCGCCCGGUCGCCGACUUCCUCUGCUUCUCCUCUUUCCCCCGCCCCUCCUCCCUCCCCCUCCCCCCCGGGUCGGAGUGUCCCUGCGCCCCACGGGCCAGAGCAGCAGCGAGAGCAGCUUUCCCCACUCCCUCCCCCUCGCCUCAUUCACCCCCACCCCCCUGCCGAGCGAGGAGGAGCUGGAGGAGAGGAAGAUGGCGGCGGCCGCCAGCACCCGCGGUGCCGCGGGGCCGCUCCGAGGAGCCUGAGAGACCCACGGAGGCUUCGCGGGAAGACGCGGCGGCGGCGGCGGAGGAUGAGCCUGCAGAGCGCGCAGUACCUCCGGAGCAGAACUAAGAAAGGGAGGCCUUAUGGAAAGAUGUUUUUUAAAAAAUUGUUUCAUACCUUGCGGAGGAGGGAGUUGGAUGAGGUGGAAGUCUGAAAUGAGUGGAAAAGUCACUUUAGCUGUUUAGUGACAUGAAAGUAUUGACGUGUGUGGAUCCCUAUAUGUAUAUUGCAAGAGGAUUGCUGGGAGGAGUAAUAACUAUAAAAUGAUAAUGACAAUAAUGGCCAACAUUUUUUGAGGGCUUACUUACCAAGGAACACUCCUAAGUGCUUUACUUCUGUUACCUCAUUUAAUCCUCAAAACACCUCAAUGAGAAUGUCUUAAACCAUUCUACCUUAUGAGAAAUUGGAUGUUCUUGCAGAUAGUCAUUGUGGGAGAAAACGUUUCAUUUAAGUCCCAGAUGAGGACCGAAAACUUGAAAUCAGAGGAGCAUCUGAAAUCAAGUAAUAUUAGCUUAAAGAAUUAAAAGGAAUUCAUGUUGCCAUACCCUCUACCAAGAGAAAACAUUUUAAAAUUCUUGCCUCUCUGUAUGAGCAUUGGCUGUAAACUUCAAUGUUAAUUCAUUGAUGGUUUUUAUAACAAAACCAUAGAACAAUUGAGGCAGGCAGAAGUCCUGAAGGCUGACAUGACAGAUUCUAAGCUGGGUCCAGCUGAAGUCUGGACAUCCAGGCAGGCUCUGCAGGACCUGUACCAGAAAAUGCUAGUUACCGAUUUGGAAUACGCUUUAGACAAGAAAGUAGAACAGGAUCUCUGGAAUCACGCCUUUAAGAAUCAGAUCACAACACUACAAGGCCAGGCAAAGAAUCGAGCAAAUCCGAAUCGGAGUGAAGUUCAGGCAAACCUUUCUCUGUUCCUAGAGGCAGCUAGUGGCUUCUAUACUCAGUUAUUACAAGAACUGUGUACAGUAUUUAAUGUAGAUUUACCAUGCCGUGUGAAGUCUUCCCAAUUGGGAAUUAUCAGCAAUAAACAGACGCAUACCAGCGCCAUAGUGAAGCCACAGUCUAGCUCCUGUUCCUAUAUCUGCCAGCACUGCCUCGUCCACCUUGGAGACAUUGCUCGAUACAGAAACCAGACCAGCCAGGCAGAGUCCUACUAUAGGCAUGCAGCUCAGCUUGUCCCCUCCAAUGGUCAGCCUUAUAAUCAGUUGGCUAUCUUAGCUUCUUCCAAAGGAGACCAUCUGACCACAAUUUUCUACUACUGCAGAAGCAUUGCUGUGAAGUUCCCUUUCCCAGCUGCCUCCACUAAUCUGCAAAAAGCACUUUCUAAAGCACUGGAAAGCCGAGAUGAGGUGAAAACCAAGUGGGGUGUUUCUGACUUCAUCAAGGCCUUUAUUAAAUUCCACGGUCAUGUGUACCUGAGUAAGAGCUUGGAAAAGUUGAGCCCUCUUCGAGAGAAAUUGGAAGAACAGUUUAAGAGGCUGCUAUUCCAAAAAGCUUUCAACUCUCAGCAGUUAGUUCAUGUCACUGUCAUUAACCUGUUUCAACUUCAUCACCUUCGUGACUUUAGCAAUGAAACCGAGCAGCACAGUUAUAGCCAAGAUGAGCAGCUAUGUUGGACACAGUUGCUGGCCCUCUUUAUGUCUUUUCUUGGCAUCCUGUGCAAGUGUCCUCUACAGAAUGAGUCUCAGGAGGAGUCCUACAAUGCCUAUCCUCUUCCAGCAGUCAAGGUCUCCAUGGACUGGCUAAGACUCAGACCCAGGGUCUUUCAGGAGGCAGUGGUGGAUGAAAGACAGUACAUUUGGCCCUGGUUGAUUUCUCUUCUGAAUAGUUUCCAUCCCCAUGAAGAGGACCUCUCAAGUAUUAGUGCGACACCACUUCCAGAGGAGUUUGAAUUACAAGGAUUUUUGGCAUUGAGACCUUCUUUCAGGAACUUGGAUUUUUCCAAAGGUCACCAGGGUAUUACAGGGGACAAAGAAGGCCAGCAACGACGAAUACGACAGCAACGCUUGAUCUCUAUAGGCAAAUGGAUUGCUGAUAAUCAGCCAAGGCUGAUUCAGUGUGAAAAUGAGGUAGGGAAAUUGUUGUUUAUCACAGAAAUCCCAGAAUUAAUACUGGAAGACCCCAGUGAAGCCAAAGAGAACCUCAUUCUGCAAGAAACAUCUGUGAUAGAGUCGCUGGCUGCAGAUGGGAGCCCAGGGCUAAAAUCAGUGCUAUCUACAAGCCGAAAUUUAAGCAACAACUGUGACACAGGAGAGAAGCCAGUGGUUACCUUCAAAGAAAACAUUAAGCCACGAGAAGUGAACAGAGACCAAGGAAGAAGUUUUCCUCCCAAAGAGGUAAAAUCCCAGACAGAACUAAGAAAGACUCCAGUGUCUGAAGCCAGAAAAACACCUGUAACUCAAACCCCAACUCAAGCAAGUAACUCCCAGUUCAUCCCCAUUCAUCACCCUGGAGCCUUCCCUCCUCUUCCCAGCAGGCCAGGGUUUCCGCCCCCAACAUAUGUUAUCCCCCCGCCUGUGGCAUUUUCUAUGGGCUCAGGUUACACCUUCCCAGCUGGUGUUUCUGUCCCAGGAACCUUUCUUCAGCCUACAGCUCACUCUCCAGCAGGAAACCAGGUGCAAGCUGGGAAACAGUCCCACAUUCCUUACAGCCAGCAACGGCCCUCUGGACCAGGGCCAAUGAACCAGGGACCUCAACAAUCACAGCCACCUUCCCAGCAACCCCUUACAUCUUUACCAGCUCAGCCAACAGCACAGUCUACAAGCCAGCUGCAGGUUCAAGCUCUAACUCAGCAACAACAAUCCCCUACAAAAGCUGUGCCGGCUUUGGGGAAAAGCCCGCCUCACCACUCUGGAUUCCAGCAGUAUCAACAGGCAGAUGCCUCCAAACAGCUGUGGAAUCCCCCUCAGGUUCAAGGCCCAUUAGGGAAAAUUAUGCCUGUGAAACAGCCCUACUACCUUCAGACCCAAGACCCCAUAAAACUGUUUGAGCCGUCAUUGCAACCUCCUGUAAUGCAGCAGCAGCCUCUAGAAAAAAAAAUGAAGCCUUUUCCCAUGGAGCCAUAUAACCAUAAUCCCUCAGAAGUCAAGGUCCCAGAAUUCUACUGGGAUUCUUCCUACAGCAUGGCUGAUAACAGAUCUGUAAUGGCACAGCAAGCAAAUAUAGACCGCAGGGGCAAACGGUCACCAGGAGUCUUCCGUCCAGAGCAGGAUCCUGUACCCAGGAUGCCGUUUGAGGACCCCAAGAGCUCCCCUCUGCUUCCUCCGGACCUGUUAAAGAGUCUGGCUGCCUUGGAGGAAGAGGAAGAGCUGAUUUUUUCUAACCCUCCUGAUCUUUACCCGGCUCUGCUGGGGCCUCUCGCCUCUCUUCCUGGACGAAGCCUUUUUAAAUCCUUAUUGGAGAAGCCCUCAGAGCUCAUGUCACAUUCAUCCUCUUUCCUGUCCCUCACCGGAUUCUCUCUCAAUCAGGAAAGAUACCCAAAUAAUAGUAUGUUCAAUGAGGUAUAUGGGAAAAACCUGACAUCCAGCUCCAAAGCAGAACUCAGUCCCUCAAUGGCCCCCCAGGAAACAUCUCUGUAUUCCCUUUUUGAAGGGACUCCGUGGUCUCCAUCACUUCCUGCCAGUUCAGAUCAUUCAACACCAGCCAGCCAGUCUCCUCAUUCCUCUAACCCAAGCAGCCUGCCCAGCUCUCCUCCAACACACAACCAUAAUUCUGUUCCAUUCUCCAAUUUUGGACCCAUUGGGACUCCAGAUAACAGGGAUAGAAGGACUGCAGAUCGGUGGAAAACUGAUAAGCCAGCCAUGGGUGGGUUUGGCAUUGAUUAUCUCUCAGCAACGUCAUCCUCUGAGAGCAGUUGGCAUCAGGCCAGCACUCCGAGUGGCACCUGGACAGGCCAUGGCCCCUCCAUGGAGGAUUCCUCUGCUGUCCUCAUGGAAAGCCUAAAGUCUAUCUGGUCCAGUUCCAUGAUGCAUCCUGGACCUUCUGCUCUGGAGCAGCUGUUAAUGCAGCAGAAGCAGAAACAGCAACGGGGACAAGGCACCAUGAACCCUCCACACUGAGGCCAAAGUGGCAACCUGGGAAUGAAGGCUCCAUAAACCAUGGCAUGUUGGGUUUGCAGGACUGGCCCACACAGUCCCCUGCAGGUGGCAGCCCUCUUUUCUGUUUCUCGCUGUCAAGAGGGUGUAAGUAUUCCACCAGCCCGCUGAGUGUGCACGAAAUGUUCGCAGUGCAACAAAAAGAAAAAUCCAUCAGGAACUCUCCGUCCCCCCGGGGCCUUCCGGAGGGAGAGAGAGAGGAACUGCUGUUUAUCUCACUCAGUUACUUGGUAUCACCGCCUCUCACCUUCUCCAUCGUGCAUGUCCCCAGCCACAUGGGAAGUGAAAGCUGAGAAGGGAAGGCAGAUGGGAGAAGCCAAUGGGAACUUCUCAGUCCUUUUUUCCUCUUUGGGGAAUAAAAUAGGAAUCCAUUAAUGAUUGCUUUGCUGACUGAGAAUGUAGUUUGAAAUUAUUCUUAAACAUCUUUUAUUAUUAUUACUCUCAGUAGUAAAAUAUCACACUGAAUUCUUCCAUACACAGGUGUGCUUCUAGUCAGUGUGUAGCAAGGAAAGCCCCGUUCACUGCUCCUGUGAGAGGUUGGUGGUGACAGGAUGGGGAACCGACCUCUUCAGCCAGUGGAAAUGUUCCAUAAGGGAGAGUUCAAGGCCUGUCAGAAGGCUCUGGUAGGCCUUCCUCUGGCCAGGAGACUCCAGCAGGAAAUGCCCUUCACUCUGUAGGUGCUCGAGCCCCAAUCGAGGAUACAGUGUGGGUGGUGGUGCUGGGCUGGACUAGCAGGUAGACUGCUGUAGGAUUUCAAAUUACGUUUUUGAUUCCUGUACAUUUUACAGUCGCACAGCAAGCAGUCUCACAGAAGGCAGGCUAGUCCAUUCACAGCCUGACACGUUCUAAUAGGUAGAAGCUUUCAGUGUGGUUAUUUUUUCUUUGGUUGGUUUUUGUGCCCCCAUUCUACUUCCCACCCUCCUGCCCCAUCUCCAUCCCUUCUUUUACCCAAUGCUGUAUGCUAGUAAUUGUUUUUAUUCCUAAUGUGUGCAACAUCACAUCUCCCCAAGAAGCAACAGCAUGGGGUCCAGCAGUUGGGGCCCAAAAGACAGUCUGAAGAGGAAGGAAGCAGCAGUAUCUGCGUAGCCCACAGAGGGCCCAGGCCCCUGCCCAGCUGCAGUCUCCCAGCCUCCACUUUCAGAGUGAAAUUCAAGGCAGCACGGACAUGUGCCCAUCACGCACAGAAGAAAACACGACGUCGUCCAUUUUGGAAGAGACGAAAGAAAGGAAAAUAAACUCUUUAUUUGAUAUUUAUUAGGAGGAAAGAGGACUGAAAAUGUUCUUGUGUAGAAACAGAAGGACAGCAUUUCUGUUAGUCAUUUCCUGGAAAAGUAAUAUUUUAAGGGGAAAUUAUGGAAACAAUCUAAUUGUUCAAUUGCUGUGCUAGUGGUAGGGUUUAUUUUCUGGGAGGUCUCUCCUUUGUGUGUCUGUAUGUUUGUGUACACACACGUACCCAUCUGCUGUCCCAGAGGGGAGGGGUUGUGUGUGCGAGUGUAUGGAGUUAGUGUGGAACUUAAGAGCUGGAAGACAGCUGUAGAGCAAAGCACAUCCAGGAGCCCCGGUUGUCACUGGAGUCUGGGCAACCCCAGCAAUGAAAAGGGGUGAGAUAACGCUCAUUGCUCUUCAGAGAGAGUGGUUGGAGCCCCCCCCCCGCCCCCCCCCCCCCCCCCCCCCCGCCCGUAUGCUUACAUUAUUGCUCUUUUAGUUUGACAUGGUGUUUGGGUUUUGUUUUGUUUUUUUGAAAGGUCUGAAAAGGUGAAGCCCCCUACCCAAUGGCAAUAUGAAACCUUUUGUGCUUCUCUUCAGCCCCUUCCCUGUGUCCACCUUUCUCUCCUCUUCCCAAGCCUUUUUCCUACUACCUUUACCCAGUUUGUGUGUUUGAGCUCUGCAUUCAGGCAGCUGCAACAUUCCAGUGUUUGAACUGUCACUGAUUCUUGCGCCCUAGACAAGCUAACCAGGUUUACCAUCUCACUCCCAGUAAUACCCAGCUCCCAUCUAAAGCCCCAUUCUGCAUGAGAAUUUGGUGUUUGGAAUGUUUUCUGACUCUUGGGGCGGGAUUCCUCGCCUUAUCAUCCUCACUGUGGAGUAAUGAGGAGGGGGAGGAGAAUCUUUAUCAGAAACUGGUUUUGUGUAGUAAACUUUCUUUUGUGGUUUUUUGUUUUGUUUUCUGGGUUUUGUUUUUUGUUUUUGUCUGUCUGUGCAAGACCUGCAGCUGCUGAAAAUCAGCUUUGCCUUUAAUUAAACCAUGUUCUCUCCAACCA
Messenger RNA from Pan troglodytes (chimpanzee), 7685 nucleotides. It is a transcript of the gene SMG7, whose product is annotated as SMG7 nonsense mediated mRNA decay factor. The transcript has 27 exons. The record is from RefSeq and is a predicted model, not a curated record. Gene Ontology annotation, biological process: nuclear-transcribed mRNA catabolic process, nonsense-mediated decay. The coding region runs from base 2017 to 5388 and encodes 1123 amino acids. Gene Ontology annotation, molecular function: telomeric repeat DNA binding; protein binding; telomerase RNA binding. Lineage: Eukaryota; Metazoa; Chordata; Mammalia; Primates; Hominidae. Gene Ontology annotation, cellular component: telomerase holoenzyme complex.